AAUAAACCUAAACCAAAACGAAUGUGAAAUGAAUAAUGUAGAAAUGUUAUAAAGAAUCGUUACUUUUUUUUCAAUCCUACGAGCAUGUUCGAAUUCGAAGAAUAAAUGUAAAAGACAAAAACACCAUUACCGACGUCUUUGAUCGUCUCUACAAUAACCUUUGUUGUUGUUGUUGUUGUUUUUAUUGAAUCGAAAAUUUUCCCAUUUUGUUCGGUACCAUUGUUUUUUUUUGGUGAUCCAAUCAUUAUGAAUUAUCAACAACACGAUCUAAGACAUACGAAACGUUUCCAAAUGAAAUCAUUAUUGUUACAUAUUCUGUUUCCAAUUCGUAUCAUUGUCUGUGUGACAUUGGCCAUUUUAUCCUAUUGUCAUUGGAUUGAUGUGGCUAAUAAAGCCGAUAAAGGUAGUGAUGAAUCACGUAUUGCUGGUAAACUUCUUUAUAUUACAUUAUUUGCUAUUGUUAUAUUUUUGGCAUCAUUAUUCGGUUGGUUCGGUGUUAUACGACGUAAUUGGUCAUUAGCCGUAGCAUUCAAUGGAACGGCAAUGUUAAUCAUAAUGAUUGAUAUCUAUAUGACAAUAUUUGAUAUACAAUUCUAUUUGAUUGCAUUGAUUAUCACUGUUUUGUUGCUUAUCGUCAAUAUAUUUUUAUCAAUCGAUUUGGAUGGUAUUCGUAAACAAGAAGAUUUAAUUCGUCGUGCACGUAUUGAAGAACAUAAUCGGCGAAGAAAAUUGGCACAAAUGGAACAACAACAACAGUAUUAUAAAUCAUUGAAUUUGAUUCCUGAUUCGAAUUGAAAAUUGAAAUGAAAACAAAAAUCGACUAUUGUCACUCAUAUGACAUGGAAAUAGUGUUUUGUUUAUUUAAAUCUGAAAAAUUUGAUUAAAAGCAACAAAUUAAUAAAUAAAUAAAAGAAAAUCUGAA
Messenger RNA from Dermatophagoides farinae (American house dust mite), 922 nucleotides. RefSeq lists its product as uncharacterized. Lineage: Eukaryota; Metazoa; Arthropoda; Arachnida; Sarcoptiformes; Pyroglyphidae. The record is from RefSeq and is a predicted model, not a curated record.